Panicum hallii is the source of this 2877-nucleotide messenger RNA. RefSeq names its product heat shock protein 90-6, mitochondrial. Gene Ontology annotation, cellular component: cytosol; plasma membrane; protein-containing complex. Gene Ontology annotation, biological process: protein folding; protein stabilization; cellular response to heat. The coding region runs from base 166 to 2595 and encodes 809 amino acids. Gene Ontology annotation, molecular function: ATP binding; ATP hydrolysis activity; ATP-dependent protein folding chaperone. NCBI's taxonomy places the organism in Eukaryota, Viridiplantae, Streptophyta, Magnoliopsida, Poales, Poaceae. The transcript has 20 exons. The record is from RefSeq and is a predicted model, not a curated record.
UAUACACCUUCUUCCCUCUUCACCCCACCUCCCAAAACCCUACCCCCAGCUCCUAAACCCUCGCGGCGUCGUCUCCACCGCCCUCCGUCUCGGCCACCGCGCCCUGCCCGCGCGCGUCCUCGCAGCUUCCAUCGCCCUUGGCGUGCUUGGUAGGGGAAGCGGAAGAUGCUCGGGGCCUCCAGGCGAUCCCUCUGCGCCGCCGCCGCCGCCGCCCGCAGCCGCGCGGCCGCCGGCGCCGCCCCCGCCGUCUCCGCCGACGCCGCUGCCUCGGUCCCGCCCCGCCCGGUGAGCAAUGGAGCGCCUCGGGCUCCUCAGCAGCAGAAAAGGUUGCUCUCGGUGCUUGCGGCGCCCAAGGUUAGUGGAACCAGCAAUGUGGCGUCCCUCAAGCUGAUGGAUGGUGCCCUUAUUGGGAGACGCUAUGAGUCGAGUGCGGCUGCAGUUGACUCCACAGACAUGCCGCCAGCUGAGAAGCAUGAGUAUCAGGCUGAGGUCAACAGGCUCAUGGAUUUGAUUGUGCACAGCUUAUAUAGUAACAAGGAAGUCUUCCUUCGAGAAUUGGUCAGCAAUGCUAGUGAUGCACUUGAUAAGUUGCGUUAUCUGAGUGUCACUGAUCCUGAGCUUCUGAAGGAUGGUCCUGAACUUGACAUUCGCAUCCAAACAGACAAGGAUAAUGGAAUAGUAACAAUUACUGAUUCUGGGAUUGGCAUGACGAAGCAAGAACUUGUGGAUUCUCUUGGGACUAUUGCAAGCAGUGGAACUGCUAAGUUCCUGAAGGCAUUGAAGGAGAGUCAAGAAGCUGGCAUGGACAGCAACUUGAUUGGCCAAUUUGGUGUUGGAUUCUAUUCUGCAUUUCUUGUUGCGGAUAAGGUUGUUGUGUCAACAAAGAGCCCAAAAUCUGACAAACAAUAUGUUUGGGAAGGAGAAGCAGAUUCCAGUUCUUAUACCAUUAGAGAGGAAAAGGACCUGGAGAAGCUCAUUCCUAGAGGAACUCGUCUUACUCUCUACCUCAAGCGUGACGACAAGGGUUUUGCUCACCCUGAAAGGAUCCAGAAACUUGUAAAGAACUACUCUCAGUUUGUUUCCUUCCCAAUUUACACGUGGCAAGAAAAGGGCUUCACAAAAGAGGUUGAGGUUGAUGAGGAUCCAGCAGAAACCAAAAAAGAAGGCGGCGCUGAACCCCAAACAGAGAAAAAGAAAAAGACCAAGACAGUUGUGGAGAAGUAUUGGGAUUGGGAGCUUACAAAUGAAACACAACCUAUCUGGCUUCGGAACCCUAAAGAGGUUUCAACUGAGGAGUACAAUGAAUUUUUCAAGAAAACCUUCAAUGAGUACUUGGAUCCUUUGGCCUCCUCCCACUUCACUACAGAGGGUGAGGUAGAAUUCAGAUCAAUUCUUUUUGUUCCGGCUACAAAGAAGGAAGACAUAACUGACAGGAAGACCAAGAAUAUCAGGCUUUAUGUUAAGCGUGUAUUCAUAUCAGAUGACUUUGACGGCGAAUUGUUCCCAAGAUAUUUGAGCUUUGUGAAGGGUGUCGUUGACUCAAAUGACCUUCCAUUGAAUGUCUCUCGUGAAAUCCUUCAAGAAAGUCGAAUCGUGCGGAUAAUGAGAAAGAGGCUUGUGCGGAAGGCCUUUGAUAUGAUCCUUGGCAUUUCUUGCAGUGAAAACAGAGAUGAUUAUGAAAGGUUCUGGGAGAAUUAUGGCAAAUUUUUAAAGCUGGGUGCCAUGGAAGACAAGGAAAACCACAAGAGAAUUGCUCCUUUGUUGCGAUUCUUCUCUUCUCAAAGCAACGAUGAAUUAAUUAGCUUGGAUGAAUAUGUGGAGAACAUGAAACCUGAGCAGAAGGACAUUUACUUCAUUGCCGCAGACAGUCUGAGCAGUGCCAAAAAUGCUCCUUUCUUAGAGAAACUCACUGAGAAAGAGUAUGAGGUUCUACUUUUGGUUGACCCUAUGGAUGAAGUGGCUAUCCAGAAUCUGAGCUCCUACAAGGAUAAGAAAUUCGUGGACAUUAGCAAGGAAGAUUUGGACUUAGGUGAUAAGAAUGAGGAAAGAGAAAAGGAGAUAAAGCAGGAGUUCAGCCAAACCUGUGACUGGAUCAAGAAACGCUUAGGUGACAAGGUUGCACGUGUUGACAUAUCUAAUCGUCUCAGUUCAUCACCAUGUGUUCUCGUUGCAGCUAAGUUUGGCUGGUCUGCCAAUAUGGAGAGGUUGAUGAGGGCACAGUCUAUGGGUGACACAUCUUCUUUGGAUUUCAUGCGUUCGAGGAAAGUAUUCGAGAUAAACCCAGAGCACGAGAUUAUUAAGGGCUUGAAUGUUGCGUGCAGAAGCAACCCUGACGACCCUGAAGCUCUAAAGGUUCUGGAUGUCCUCUUUGAAACUGCUAUGAUUUCAAGUGGCUUUACGCCCGACAACCCUGCGGAGCUCAGCGGGAAGAUCUACGAGAUGAUGAGUUCGGCCAUCGCCGGCAAAUGGUCCACGCAGUCGCAGGCGCAGCCCGCCAGCCCGUCCCCGCAGCAUGAUGCCCCGGCGGUCGAGCCUGAGCCCAUUGAAGCCGAGGUGGUCGAGCCUGAGCCCGUGGAGUCUGGCCAAAAGAAGUAAGAGAAGAGGGAGGGAACCUUCUCGAUCUUCCGCCCGCGCGGAAUCUUGUAGCGUACCUAGGUGUCACGAACGUCGGAUGUCAGCGCCGAGAAUUUUUCGAGUUCUUGCCCCAGCGGCCUGUACAACGAGCUGUGUGAUUGCUAAUGUAGACGUGUUGGAUAGGGUUUAGAAGGCAGGAAUAAGUGGUGUUUAGAAAAUCUGAACCGCAAUUUAAAUUUUGGUGGGUUUGGCCACUACGGAGAUUGUAUUUGGAAACUGGAAGCCAACCUCUUAUCUUUUGUU